AUGUCCGCAAUCCCCAACCUUCCCGAGCAAGACCACCACCCCACCUCCCGCGAACACGACCUUGACACCAUCAUCUCAGCCUCCAUCCCCCACCUCGCCACAAAACGCAUAGAUUCACCCACCGAGUCCGGUUUUGCUGCUACCACAGGCUUCUCUCUCCACGAUACAGUGAUUGAAAACCAAAGACCCAUCAAGGUUAUCGUGGUUGGAGCAGGUUACUCGGGCAUCUACCACGGCAUCCGUAUCCCUGAGCGUCUACGCAAUGUAGACCUGACCAUCUACGACAAAAAUGCCGGAGUGGGUGGAACGUGGUAUGAAAACCGGUAUCCGGGUUGUGCUUGCGAUAUCCCAUCACACUCCUACCAAUACUCCUUCAACCCAAACCCAAACUGGAGCAGCAUGUACUCGCCCGCCGCAGAAAUACAAGCCUACCUCGCCGCGACCGUGAAAAAGUACAGCGUCGAUCGCUUCAUAAAGCUCUCCCACGAGAUCAAAUCCUGCACUUGGGACGUCACCACUUCAAAAUGGAAACUCGAAAUCGAGGACUUGGUGCAGGAAAAAACAUUCGAGGAUACUGGUGAUGUGUUGAUCAUGGCAAGAGGAGGAUUGAAUCAUAUCGCUUGGCCGCAGAUUGAGGGGCUCAAAAGUUUCGGGGGCGAGGCUAUGCAUUCGGCGGCUUGGAAGCCAGAGUAUGUUGUCCCCCAAUUUUUUUGGUUCCUGUGUUUUGAGGUGUGUGUGGCUUUUACUGACACGUCCUUUCUCCAAAAAACAGUUNACGACUUUACAAACAAACGCAUCGGAGUCAUUGGAAGCGGCAGCUCGGCCAUCCAGAUAAUACCUUCUCUGCAACGUCUCGCAGGCACAAAUCUGUCCUGCUUCAUCCGCAGCCGCACUUGGAUAUCCCCUCCCUUUGGUCAGGCCAUCCAGGACAAACUAAAAAUGGACGGCUUCAAGUUCAGCGAAGAGCAAAAGAAGAAGUUCCGCGACGAUCCAGAAGGCUUCCACAAGUUCCGCAUGGAAAUCGAGGAGGGAGGCAACGAGAUUCACGCAUUGACAAUCAUGGGCACUGACAUGCAAAAGGGGGCUCAACAACACUUUGAAGAGAACAUGAAGAACAGGUUGCAGAAGAAACCAGAGAUUUAUGAUUGGCUGAAACCUAGCUUUGCGCCUGGGUGCAGACGAUUGACGCCAGGGCCUGGCUUCCUGGAAGCUUUGGUCGAAGACAAUGUCGACUUCAUCCGCACUCCCAUCACAAAGAUCGAACCAAAAGGAAUAGUGACUGAAGAUGGUACCCUCCACGAGAUUGAUGUCUUGGUCUGCGCUACAGGGUUCCACACCGGUGCACCUCCUCCGUUCCCCGUUACUGGCGUCGACGGUAUUGCGUUACCAGAUCAUUGGGAGCAACGAGCCACAUCAUACCUCUCCAUCGCCACCGACAAAUUCCCGAACUUCUAUAUGAUGCUUGGACCAAACUCUGCAAUCGGAUCUGGUUCCUUGACGAUGAUGAUCGAGAGCGUGGGCGACUAUGUCGUGAGAUGCAUCCGCAAACAACAAAAGGAAAACAUCAAAUCCAUGACGGUGAAAGCCAGCCGAGUACGAGACUUCCUGUCUUACUCAGAUGAGUACUUCAAGAACACGGUCUUCAUGGAUGACUGCAAGAGUUGGUACCGUAAAGGCGACACGGUAGUAGGAUUGUGGCCAGGAUCGACAUUGCAUUGUAUAGAGGCUCUGAGAAGUCCACGAUGGGAGGAUUUCGAGUAUGAGUAUGGAGAGGAAAACCAGAUGGCAUGGUUGGGUAAUGGAUGGAGCACCAACCAGCUCGAAGGAAGGGAUCUUGCAUAUUACUUGCUGCCGCAGUUCCAGCAAGUACCGACGUCGCCGUUACCAGAAGAGAAUGCCGAGUUCAAGAUACGCGCGUAUUCGCAGUAG
Messenger RNA from Aureobasidium uvarum, 1929 nucleotides. The record is from the annotation of a GenBank genome assembly. Lineage: Eukaryota; Fungi; Ascomycota; Dothideomycetes; Dothideales; Saccotheciaceae.